Solanum dulcamara is the source of this 519-nucleotide messenger RNA. RefSeq names its product protein TERMINAL FLOWER 1-like. The transcript has 4 exons. The record is from RefSeq and is a predicted model, not a curated record. Gene Ontology annotation, cellular component: cytoplasm; nucleus. The coding region runs from base 1 to 519 and encodes 172 amino acids. Gene Ontology annotation, biological process: negative regulation of flower development; vegetative to reproductive phase transition of meristem. NCBI's taxonomy places the organism in Eukaryota, Viridiplantae, Streptophyta, Magnoliopsida, Solanales, Solanaceae.
AUGGCAAGAAGUUUAGAGCCUCUAAUUGUUGGGGGAGUAAUUGGUGAUGUUCUUGAUUCAUUCAAUCCAACAAUAAAAAUGUCAAUCACUUUUAACAACAAAUUAGUUUGCAAUGGCCAUGAAUUUUUCCCUUCUGCUAUUUCUUCUAGACCUAAAGUUGAAGUUCAAGGAGGAGAUUUGAGAACUUUCUUCACACUGGUCAUGACAGAUCCUGAUGUUCCUGGCCCUAGUGAUCCUUAUCUGAGAGAGCAUCUACACUGGAUGGUAACUGACAUUCCAGGUAUAACUGAUGCUACUUUUGGAAGAGAAUUGGUGAGCUAUGAGAUCCCAAGGCCAAAUAUUGGGAUUCAUAGGUUUGUGUUUGUUCUCUUCAAGCAGAAAAGCAGAAGUUCAGUUAGUCAACCAAUUUCGAGGGAUCAUUUCAAUACUCGAAAUUUUGCCUAUGAAAAUGAUCUUGACCAACCUGUUGCUGCUGUCUUCUUCAAUGCACAACGUGAAACCGCCGCACGAAGACGUUAA